CUCAGUCCUAAACUUUUCCGGAUUUGCUUUAGAGGCUAGGUGGUAACUCAAAGAGAAAUGUCAAGGAUGUUUUCCGUCAGACGAAUGAAACUUGCUGCUGUUUCUUAGUAAUAUGGCUACUCUGGAAAACGAAAGCUACAGAAGAUCCAGAUUUUUUAAGAAUAUCCAAAAAGGUUACACUGGAGCAUAUCCAAAGCAAUCUUCCAUUCCUUAUAAAUAUCGGACCGUAGUUACCCCGGAGUCAGAAAGAAAAGGAUUUAACAGUCAAAGCAAAAGGUUUUAUCGUCAACCGGAUGAAAACCCAGGUCCAGGUUUCUACAAUGUCAUUCAUCAAUCUCCAGAGUUCAACAGUGUCUCACUAUCAAAGAAAGGAACAGGAUGUUUUCCUUCUGUGGAGACCCGAAUGCCCAAGAAGAUUUCUCGUUCCCCUGCAGCCAAUGCCUACAAUCUUCCAUCCAAUUUUACUUCUAAGAAAGACUUUAGCAAUUCAUAUUCUCACAUGUUCCAGCUGCCCUUCUGUCAGAACGUCAGCAAAUGGCACACCCCAGCACCUAAUCAUUAUAAUAUCACAGAAUAUUCCUGCAAGGAACGGAGCAAUUUGUGUAUUCCUCCUCAGCCUGCGUUUUUGUCAAACACCCCAAGGGAGUUUACACCUGCUAGACAAAUACUGGCGCCUUCCCCAGGACAUUAUGAAAUCAAUGAGAGUCUGGUGAAAGAGACCCCUAAGCUUCUGAGGUGCGGUUUCAAAUCAAAAACUCUUCGAGAUAAGAAGAUAGAUUCUUCUGGCCCUGGGCCUGGCUCCUACAAUCCUGAGUCGCCUGUCAAAGCCUCCCCAAAGAAGACCCCUAUCCGGAAAAAAUGCACCCUGACCUUCUCUGCAUUCCCACUGCCUCCUCUUCCAAAGCCUCCUGUUCCAGGUCCUGGUCAAUAUGAUAUUGUGAACUACAGAGGCCCCUGCAAGCAUUACAUAUCCAGUGCAACAUUUGUGUCUAGCACGGAGCGGUGGACAUAUAAUACAAACCAGGGUGCUUUUCCAGGCCCAACUACCUACAAGCCUGAAUUCCCUGGAAAACAAUCUUUUAUCUACAACAGUGACAAGAAAUGGAUCCCUGCUUUAUAAUGGAAUUCCAGCUUCUGUCUUCCAAUUAUUUCUGCUGAAAAUGAUCAGCAAAACUCAUUAAAAAUCACACUUUCUUUUGUUCAUGGGCAUCCACUGAGCUGUUAGGCUCAAGGACUUGUACAUAUGUUGACAGAGGUUAUGGUAAUCUAGAUAACCCAGAAUGAGAUUCGAGAUGAGGAAGCUUUCAUCCAAAACGGAGGUGUCUGGGAGUGAUGCAAGGAGCUUCUCUGGGGCUGUUCUUUCCCCCUGGUGAUCCCCUACAUCCCUUGUUAUCUUUCUUAGCCAUCCAGGUUUUCUUCCAUAAUGGCUGGGAAAGAUCUGAGAAGUACCUCGUUCUCAGAUACCACAAGGGAUGGAUAGCAACGGGGAUGGGAGGGGAAGAAAGGAAGUCUGUAAUGGAUACCAUUUAAGUGCUUAGCAAAGUACCUAAUUAAACAAAAUUUUUAAUUCUCUCGAA
This is a messenger RNA of Antechinus flavipes (yellow-footed antechinus), 1577 nucleotides long. RefSeq names its product sperm tail PG-rich repeat containing 1 (gene STPG1). The record is from RefSeq and is a predicted model, not a curated record. Bases 113 to 1120 code for a protein of 335 amino acids. Lineage: Eukaryota; Metazoa; Chordata; Mammalia; Dasyuromorphia; Dasyuridae. Gene Ontology annotation, biological process: epigenetic programing of male pronucleus. Gene Ontology annotation, molecular function: chromatin binding; histone binding. The transcript is spliced from 9 exons. Gene Ontology annotation, cellular component: germinal vesicle; male pronucleus; female pronucleus.